Anthonomus grandis grandis is the source of this 1876-nucleotide messenger RNA. RefSeq lists its product as uncharacterized. Gene Ontology annotation, biological process: RNA processing. Bases 253 to 1719 code for a protein of 488 amino acids. The record is from RefSeq and is a predicted model, not a curated record. The transcript has 4 exons. Gene Ontology annotation, molecular function: protein binding; RNA binding; RNA nuclease activity. Lineage: Eukaryota; Metazoa; Arthropoda; Insecta; Coleoptera; Curculionidae.
CAAUCUUUGGUCCUGGCAACUUGAGGCUUAAUACACUAUAUAUUUGUGUUCUGUGCUUAAUACGAAGAAGAAGAAGUUUAUGUUAUUGUUGUAUACGAUUUGUGUAGUAUAAUAUUCAAUAUUGCAUUCUUCUUGAUGUUCACCUAUCGCAGACUGUAAGAAGAACAGUUCUAUUUGUUCGAUAAUGAGCUUCUGUUGCCCUAGUCAGAUUACCUUUUCUCACAAUCAAAGCAAAUACGUAUAAAUUAGGUAAUGUUCUCCUACGAUGACCCCCUGUCGGUGAGUGGAGUCCUACGGGCAGUGGUCGAAAACGACCUGAACAAAGUGAAGCAACUGAUUAAAGCUGGGAAAUCUCCGAAUAUCAACGAUAAUCAUGGAAAUACACCUCUACAUGCAGCUGUUAUUAGAAACUUAUCAGAUAUUCUGGAUUAUCUCCUCAAACUAGAUGCCACCGAAGUCAAUGUGCGAAAUUUUUAUGGAGAGACUCCCCUCUUUUUCGCGAUUAAAUAUGAAAACCUUCAUUUAGUUGAGAAGCUUAUUUUGGCAAAUGCUAAUGUAAACCUGUGCAAACAUGAUGAUGUAACUCCGCUUCACAUUGCAGUAAAAUAUCCGGAUGUUGUUCACUUGCUAAUUAAAAACGGUGCUAAUAUAGAUGCUAUAGAUUUUAGUGGAGAGACACCUUUACAUGAAGCAAUCAAUGAAAACUGUCUGGAAACAGUUUGUAUGUUGCUAUAUUAUAAUGCGGAUGCUAAUAUUAAGUGUGAUAAUGAUAUAACUCCGUUUAUGAAAGCCAUUAUUAUUGAGAAUGUGGAAAUGCAAGAUAUUUUAAUAGACUACGUAACAGAUUUUAAUGAGAUCACUAAGGAUGGCAUGACGACUUUGAACUUAGCGUUAACACACCAGUGCCCACAUGUUGAAGAAAUUGUUAAACGAGGAGCUGAUGUGAACCCCCAACAUCCAUCUGUAAAUUCAUUUUCGAUAUGCCUGCAAGCUCGUAACAAAGAAUAUAUGAAGAUAAUUUGGCCUCGUUUUAAAUAUCAGCCACUUUUUAAUGACAUCUCUUAUUUGGAGAGUAUGAUUCUCGAGUCAGAUGAGCAAGUAAUAAAAGAUUUCUUACGAAUUAUCAUUGAUAGUGGCAAUUUAGCACCAAUCUUUAAAUAUUUCGAUUUUAAGUGUUUUUAUCUUUAUUUGUAUGAACGCGUUGAACACAAAGAAACUUGGUUGGAUCUUACAUUUGAGUUACUAUGUUUAUACUUGUGUGAGGGAAAUGUUCUUCGCGGUGAUAUCAUUAGUCAACUUUAUAUGUUAUUUGGGUACAGUGAAUUGUUGCGCAUUUGUCUUCACAUGGAUAUUGAUCAGUAUUACACCGAAGAUUUAAACAUGGGCCUUCUUUUAUCAGAUUUUUCUAGAUCAAUCGAAGAUUUAAAAUCAUUUUUAUUUCGAUCUCAAAUCAUCCACAUACCUAUAAAACAGUUUUUACCGUUUAUAAGAGUUUCCGGUCGCAUUACUAUAUGUGAUAUUGAAGAUUUAGAUUUAAGGGAAGAACUGCAAGGGAUUCCUUCUUUACUGGAAUUGGCUAGAAACGCCACACGUGACUACCUUGUGUCAAAUUUUGAUUUAAAAGUUUCCAAGAAGUACUAUUUGUUUGUACAGAACAUGUCUAUAAAUACUAUUUAUAAAGACAUUUUGACCUUUAAAAAGGCAAUUUAUAAAAAAUAGUGGAGACUAUUUUUGGAGUGGAUAGUUUAAUGGUGGACAGAGUUAUAUAGUCAAACAUCGCAAUCUGGUAGAAAGAUUUAUGACUGCAAAGGCCUCACUACUCUGGAGUGAAAAAUAUCCAGGGGUGUACAUUUGUAAAUUAAAAUCGUAACUUAAA